AUGUCUGUUUGCGCAGCACUGUUGCAGACAGCUUCCCCGUCCAGUAGCGGCAGUGAUCAUUCAAACGGCUACGAGGCCGAAACGAUGACUCCGCUUGAUGACUUACUUGGUUAUCAACAAUCUAAUCCGGAUUCUCGAAUUCGGCUACGACUGGAAGCAUCUCGUCAGGGAAUGCUACAGUUGGAGGCGCUUAGGGUUAAACAUCAAAAACUUAUGAAGGAGAUGAGAGUUCGUUUGUCUCGUUUUACUGAAAUGACCAGAAAACAGAAGUGUGGAACUCCUGCCGGCGGUGAUACUGUUUACAACAGCAGUUCAAACACCUUUAGAAAAACAGAAGAAGCACGAAGCGAAAGCCCAUUAAGUUGUUGUUUCAGCCACCGUUCUUCAGUAAGUAUGGAUUCUGGAUGCAUUUCUAUCGCAUCUGAUCCCAGUGUUAGUAGCAGUUCGUCCACAUCCUAUAGUGCUUUUCGUAAACUGUCAGUUGAAGAUCAGUCACAAACAGCUGAAAGCAAUUUCUCAUUACAAGAAAACCAAAAGAUUGUGGCAACCGCAAUUGAGAGUACGACGGCACUCCGUUGUCACGGUCCUAAGCGUUAUAUAAAAAAUUGGCAGAGGCCAAAGUCGAUGUGUGCUGCGUUUCCUAAAGAAAGUCCGUUACUGGUAGACGCAUAUUCUUUUUCGCAAAUUACGCCUCCACCAAUGCAUCGUAAAUUCUCGUCGGUAGCACGAUCUGAAAGCGUUCAGACACGCCGUCCUUUCAUAGCUGAAAGUUGUUUUGAUGUACGAGCUGACAGGAACGAGCAACGUCUAUUGAAGUCGGCUCAAUGUUCUCUCGGUCAGCCAUCAGUUUCUGCAGUAGUACUGCCUACCAAACCUCAUGCAUAUGUUUCGGCUGAAAAUGGAUCAGAUUCCUUGCCCUUGUUACGUCGUCGUGAUUCACAACUCAAAAAAUCACAGUCAAUCUUUCAUGCUAGCCGAAUUUUCGUUGAACGAACACCGAAGGCUGUUCCGGCCAGGCCACAAUCAAUGUUCAUUACUUCCAGGAUAGACUCUGAUAUAACUUCAUCCAGAAAUUCUCUGAUUUUAUCCCGCGAACCGACUUGUGUAUCGUCAACAAAUCUUUCUGCCUGUGAUAGUAAGACGCCUAAUUUUGAGCCAUCCAUUACAGUUUCAACGGUGUCUUAUACGCCUAUUAACCGUGUACCUCAUCGCCGAGAAGGCCAACAAGCAAAAGAUGUAUUGCUUGAAAGACCAAGAGAUCAUAUGAUUGUCGAUAGAGAAUGGAAGGAAUCUGAAGAUCUGUGA
Enterobius vermicularis (human pinworm) is the source of this 1305-nucleotide messenger RNA. The record is from the annotation of a GenBank genome assembly. Lineage: Eukaryota; Metazoa; Nematoda; Chromadorea; Rhabditida; Oxyuridae.